Molecule: messenger RNA, 1191 nt
Organism: Colletotrichum scovillei
Lineage: Eukaryota; Fungi; Ascomycota; Sordariomycetes; Glomerellales; Glomerellaceae
Exons: 2
Coding region: 1-1191 (396 amino acids)
Molecular function (GO): protein binding
Source: RefSeq, a predicted model, not a curated record
AUGCGUCAACACAUCAUUCUCUCCUGUUGCUUUGUUGUAUCCAUAUCGAUCGUUUCAGGAAGAACGACCGGGUGUAAGGCUGAAUCUCAGCCCGGAAAAGCUAUCUACACCAUCACCAACGAUCAGGCCAACUCUGUGAUUGCCAUUCCGAUAUCCAGCAAUGGCAUGCUUGCGAAGGGGGCAACAUUCUCAACUGGCGGAUUCGGCUCGAAUUUUCUUGAUGGCACAUCAAACGAGCCAGCUGCUCCUGAUGCUUUAGCAUCUCAAUCGGCACUUACUAUUGCAGGCAACAGCUUAUUUGCCGUCAAUGCUGGCUCGAACACGGUCACGAUGUUCUCAAUCGACCCGUUGAAUUCCACGAAGCUCACCAUGAUCGGUCAACCAGUUGCGGUUCUAGGCCAAUUCCCCAACACGAUAGCGGCAUCAACGAAACACAACAUUGUCUGCGUUGGUUGCUCCGGGGCACAAUCUGGAGUCUCGUGCGCUAGAUUUUCGAAACAUGGACUAGAGUCCAUGGAUACUCUUCGUCCCGUUGGACUUAGCCAGACUACUCCCCCCGUCGGACCGACUAACACCAUAUCUCAAGUUUUCUUUUCCAAUGAUCAGAGCACCCUCUUCACCACAGUCAAAGGUGAUCCGUCUCGGAACAAAACAGGGUUUCUUGGCGCGUACAAGGUUGACAGCCAGGGCUUUGUUGAACAGGAUGGAGUGCAGUCGUCGCCGAACGGUACUACAGUUCUGUUUGGUUCAUCGACGAUUCCUAAGAGCAAUGACCUCUUUGUCACUGAUGCGUCUUUCGGCGGGGUCAUUUUGUCUGUUGACUCGAAGACGAAUGUUGCUUCUGUGAAGGGUGUAGGCGUUAUCGGCGGACAGAAAGCAACAUGCUGGGUUGCAGUCUCUUCGGUUACUGGCAGCGCAUUCGUCACUGACGUUGGGACUAACAGAUUGAUUGAAAUGUCGCUGAGCGAUGCCAGUAUCAAGAGCACUCUCGAUCUCAGCGCGAAUGGUGAUCCAGGUUUGACUGACCUGAGGGCUGCUGGACGCUUUGUGUAUGCGCUGAGUCCAGGCAACGGAACAACACAAUCUGCAAUUGCUGUGGUUGACGCCGUCUUGAAGAAACAAGUCCAGCAUUUUGCACUUGGACAACUCGGCGUUGGUAAAAGUGCUCAAGGAAUGGCGGUUAGGUUGUAA